Messenger RNA from Metschnikowia bicuspidata var. bicuspidata NRRL YB-4993, 1056 nucleotides. It is a transcript of the gene IME2, whose product is annotated as protein kinase. NCBI's taxonomy places the organism in Eukaryota, Fungi, Ascomycota, Pichiomycetes, Serinales, Metschnikowiaceae. The annotation marks the transcript as partial. Gene Ontology annotation, cellular component: cytoplasm; nucleus. Gene Ontology annotation, biological process: protein phosphorylation; intracellular signal transduction. The transcript has a single exon. The record is from RefSeq and is a predicted model, not a curated record. Gene Ontology annotation, molecular function: protein serine/threonine kinase activity; ATP binding.
AUUCUGCCAAUCGAAUAUGAGUCUUUCCUGAAAAGCUACUACAUGAUCUCUCGGUUGGGUUUCGGCAGUUUUGGAUGUGCCAUUUUGGCAAAGUACCGGAAAAGCAUCUCGGACUUAUUGGCUCCUCAGCCACACAAGCUCGGCACUCUCUUGGAACCCUUAAAGUAUGCGUCUUCCACAAAGCCACACGCGGAUGGACUCGUGGCUAUCAAGGUGAUGAAGAAUCAAUUGAAGAAGCCGAGCGACUAUUUGAAUGUCAAUGAAAUCAAAUUCAUUCUCUCGGUGCCGUCUCACUCGAACUUGCUUCAGAUUUUCGACCUUUUUAUCGACUCCGCUAGCGGGAAACUCAACAUUGUCAUGGAGCCAAUGGAUCAAAACUUAUAUCAGUUCAUACAAAAGCACGAAGGUCGCGCCAUCGCCCCUUGGGUGAUCAAAAGCAUGCUUGCCCAACUAUUGGGCGCAAUCAAACACAUCCAUUCCCACGGCUUUUUUCAUAGAGACGUGAAGCCUGAGAAUAUUUUGGUAUCUUCCGCGAAGCACUACUACUACAAGAAUAUCCCUCCCGGAAAGGAGAACGAUAUUUAUGUCUUGAAGCUAUGUGAUUACGGUCUUUCGAGACACGUCACAAACACAAAGGAUCUCACCCAGUAUGUCUCGACUAGAUGGUAUCGCGCACCAGAAAUCCUCUUGCGCCGGCGAAGCUAUUCCCGACCCAUUGAUAUUUGGGCAUUUGGCUCUGUGGCUGUUGAGUUGGUCAAUUGCCGUCCGCUUUUCGCCGGUCUCAAUGAAACUGACCAAAUCUGGCAAAUAUUGACCAAAUUGGGGCAUCCACUAUUCCAAGGUCGAUGCUCGGAAGACUUGGGAGGGGUCUGGCCUGAAGCUGUGCAAUUGGCCGAUAAGUUGGGUUUCAUCAUCCCUUACAUUGCUGGUCAGACAAUCCAAAGCAUAUUAAGAACAGACUUCCAAGACUUGGCGGAGGCAAUCCAGGCAUGCUUUCUGUGGGAUCCUGAGGCAAGACCAACUGCGGAUACAUUGAGUCGGCAUGCCUAUUUUCGA